AACUAAAUUACCCUGGCCAUAAUUUCAAUGGUGUUGAUAAAUAUCUAUCAGAAAUUCCCCUUUCUUCGAUAACCCAAAUUUCCAACCAUUCCAAUUAACUUUACUUUACCUUCAUUUAAUUCUUCAAAAUUCGAUCAACUCGAAUACCGCUUUCUUUAAAAUAAUACGUCUUCUAAUUUACGAAUUCAUUAAAUAUUUACAAUGGCUCCAACCAAACUUGAGAACGAGGAUCACUCCCGCGAUGCUGCUUUCAACAAAGCCAUGCAUAAGGAUUCAUCCAAUGCUGAGGGUGGUUUCCGUGCUAUGAUGAAGAAGGACUCUUCAGCGCAAAAGGCUGCUGUUGAUGAAUACUUUAAGCAUUGGGAUAACAAGGCUGCUAAGAACGAGACCAAAGAGGACAGAGAUGCACGCGUUGCAGAGUAUGCUACUUUGACCAGACAUUACUACAAUCUCGCAACUGAUCUCUACGAAUAUGGAUGGGGACAAUCUUUCCAUUUCUGUCGUUUCGCAUACGGUGAACCUUUUUACCAAGCCAUUGCCCGUCACGAACAUUACCUCGCAGCCAAAAUUGGUAUCAAGGAUGGUGACAAAGUUUUGGAUGUUGGAUGUGGUGUCGGUGGACCAGCAAGAGAGAUUGCCAAGUUCACUGGAGCACACAUCACCGGUUUGAACAACAAUGAUUAUCAAAUUGAGCGUGCGACCCGAUAUGCGGCAAAGGAGGGUAUGUCCGAUCAAUUGAAGUUUGUCAAGGGAGAUUUCAUGCAAAUGUCUUUCCCAGAGAACUUUUUCGAUGCUGUUUAUGCAAUUGAAGCAACUGUUCACGCCCCAUCCCUCGAAGGUGUUUACUCUCAAAUUUUCAAAGUUCUCAAGCCAGGUGGAACUUUCGGUGUCUACGAAUGGCUCAUGACCGAUAAAUACGAUAAUGACAAUGAACAUCACCGUGAGAUUCGUCUCGGUAUUGAGCAAGGUGACGGAAUCUCCAACAUGGUCAGGAUUUCUGAAGGUAUCGCCGCUAUCAAAGCCGCUGGUUUCGAACUCGUACUCAAUGAGGAUUUGGCCAAGAGACCAGAUGCUACUCCAUGGUAUUACCCUUUGGCUGGUGAAUUCAAGCACAUGGGUACCAUUGGAGAUUUCUUCACUAUUGCCCGUAUGACCAAGAUUGGUCGGGGAUUGACACACAAAUUUGUUGGUGCUUUGGAGUACUUGAAGUUAGCACCACAUGGAACACAAAAGACAGCUGAUUCAUUGGCUUUGGCUGCCGAUUGUUUGGUCGCUGGUGCUAGGGAAGAUUUGUUCACCCCUAUGUAUUUGAUGGUUGCAAGAAAGCCUUUGGCAUAAGGUUGGGGCGUUUGUUUGGAUUUGGGGUGGGGUUGAGUGAUCAUGAACUAAUGCGUUUGUGAUUCCUUAUACAAGACAUAUAUUGGCUGAAGCUUUUCUCUUACUACGGCACUGGACUUGAUGUUUGGGAUGAGAAUAUCUUGAUCCAAAAUGGAAGCUGGAACGAUACCUAGCAUGUGCAUAUUAUAGAACGAUUGUAAUACUUACGAAGAAUAUAAAGAUAAUAAUACAAUACACAAUUUUCUCUUCGAA
Botrytis porri is the source of this 1590-nucleotide messenger RNA. RefSeq lists its product as uncharacterized. Gene Ontology annotation, molecular function: sterol 24-C-methyltransferase activity. Lineage: Eukaryota; Fungi; Ascomycota; Leotiomycetes; Helotiales; Sclerotiniaceae. Gene Ontology annotation, cellular component: endoplasmic reticulum. Gene Ontology annotation, biological process: ergosterol biosynthetic process. The transcript has 3 exons. The record is from RefSeq and is a predicted model, not a curated record. Bases 202 to 1338 code for a protein of 378 amino acids.